GGCCGUGGAGGGCUCACGAGCCAUAAAUAACUGAACACAGAGAGAGACGGAGGCGGAACUCCACAGCUCAUCUCCCCAACCGGGCGGCGACACAAGGAGGAGAGGCGAAUCCACGGCUGGAAGGGUCGGACACCGCAGCCAUGUCCGCGGACGAGGCCGCGCUCAAGGCCUGUGAUGAGAGAACAAGCCUUAGUGUGGCUGCCUCGUAUCAAGCUGAAAAUGGUUUCAUCACCACAGUUGGUCCUGCCGAAUCAGCGAAGGCAGCUUAUGCAUUUCUUCCUCAAACUCCUACUGAGUCAACUGACGCGCACCUUGUUGAGUUUGCAGAGGCUAUGAGAACUGUUGCACAAGCACUACGACAAGUCGCGGAAGGAAAAGCUGCUGCUCAAGCAGAGGCAGCUGAGUGGAAGCGCAAGUAUGAAUUAGAGAAGGCAGUCAAGGCGCACAAGCAUCACACUGUAAUUAAAGCAUGUGCAGGUUGCAGCAACUGUGUCAAGGACAAGCUAGAGCAUUUGACUAGCAAACUGACACUGGAGACUGCCUCGGCUGAUCAGACAGGUUGUUGUGGAGACCAUGGGAUCUGUUCACGUCAAAUUCUCCAGGACCAAUCUCCUGGACCCAACCAAAAAUUGGAUGAUAAGACUGUUGGAAGAAAGGCACCAUUUAGACUUUCAUGGGGAUGCAAUGAAGAUAAGAACGGUCAGCACAAGCAUGAUUUUGUGUCCUUCGAAAAAGGGGAUAUAACAACAGCAGAACGCAGCAAUAAACAGAUUUUGCUAAAAUGGGAAUCCCCUCCACAAACAGUUCUUUUUGUGACUAAACCUAAUUCCAACGCUGUGCAUGCUCUCUGCUCCGAAAUGGUUCGAUGGCUUAAAGAACAUAACAACAUGAACAUCUUCGUAGAGCCACGAGUUAGCAAGGAACUACUGAUUGAAGAUUCUUACUUCAACUUUAUUCAGACAUGGGCUAAUGAUCAGGAAAUGAAGACAUUACAUACAAAGGUUGAUCUCAUUGUAACUCUCGGCGGUGAUGGAACUGUUUUAUGGGCUGCGUCACUGUUCAGAGGACCAGUUCCUCCAGUUGUUGCAUUUUCUCUUGGAUCAUUGGGCUUCAUGACGCCCUUCCCAAGCGAGAAGUAUCGUGAAUGCUUGGACAAUGUACUCAAAAGACCAUUUACCAUCACGCUAAGGAGCCGUCUGCAGUGUCAUGUAAUUCGUGAUGCGGCCAAGGAUGAAAUUGUGACUGAGGAACCGAUUAUAGUGCUAAAUGAAGUUACAAUUGAUCGUGGAAUGUCAUCUUACCUUACCUACUUAGAAUGCUAUUGUGAUAGCUCUUUUGUUACAUGCGUACAAGGAGAUGGGCUGAUAAUAUCCACGACAUCUGGAAGCACAGCAUAUUCACUGGCAGCUGGAGGAUCCAUGGUUCAUCCACAGGUCCCAGGGAUCCUUUUCACACCAAUCUGCCCUCAUUCAUUGUCAUUCCGGCCUUUGAUACUGCCUGAAUAUGUCACUUUGCGCGUGCAAGUACCAUUGAACAGCAGAGGGCAAGCAUGGGCAUCCUUCGACGGCAAGGGUAGAAUUCAGCUUGGACCAGGCGAUGCCCUCAUCUGCAGCGUCUCUCCGUGGCCCGUUCCCACAGCAUGCCUGAUGGACUCAACGACUGACUUCCUGCGGAGCAUCCAUGAGGGUCUCCACUGGAACCUCAGGAAGAGCCAAUCACUGGACGGCCCUGCCUGAUUGAUCUAGUUUGUGCAGCAGUCUGUGCCAUCGGAACACGAUAGGGACUGAUGAAAUGGCAGAUGUGUAAUAUUUCAAAGCAUCUCCUCGCAGCCCAGCAAAGAUGGAAUACAUAUAUGUAUCAUGUAUGCUCCCGUGAUAGUUUUUUGGUUCUUUAUGGAUCUUCUUACAUUUUCUAUACCCUACCCAUAAAAAAGGUUUACCGAUACAUUUACCUGUAGUCUGGUGUGAAAUUCAAACAUGGUCAGUUGGUAACCAAUGUGAAUAUAUUAGUUCUCUGGAGUAGAGGCAAUGUAAUUAUGCAUGAGUUGCAACAUUGAAACUCUGAUCUGAAUAAUGAGUGACUUCUUCC
Molecule: messenger RNA, 2088 nt
Organism: Lolium perenne
Lineage: Eukaryota; Viridiplantae; Streptophyta; Magnoliopsida; Poales; Poaceae
Product: putative NAD kinase 3
Biological process (GO): NAD+ metabolic process; NADP+ biosynthetic process
Molecular function (GO): NAD+ kinase activity
Source: RefSeq, a predicted model, not a curated record